AUGUCUGAAAUAAACGGAAAGCUUACCGUUCAAGGUCAUAUCAUUCAACAUAUAAAUGAAAAACAGAAGGAUAUGAAACUUUUUGUAAACAAAUUCUUUACUCAUUUAGAAUUUAUAAGAAUUGUGGUUUUUUUUGGAAAAAGAAAAACUUUCACAUAUAUUCUCAGACAAGAACAGCAGCCUUUAAAAGGAAGAUAA
Clunio marinus is the source of this 198-nucleotide messenger RNA. The record is from the annotation of a GenBank genome assembly. NCBI's taxonomy places the organism in Eukaryota, Metazoa, Arthropoda, Insecta, Diptera, Chironomidae.